Messenger RNA from Cannabis sativa, 1399 nucleotides. RefSeq names its product NADPH HC-toxin reductase 1. Bases 105 to 1154 code for a protein of 349 amino acids. Lineage: Eukaryota; Viridiplantae; Streptophyta; Magnoliopsida; Rosales; Cannabaceae. Gene Ontology annotation, molecular function: oxidoreductase activity, acting on the CH-OH group of donors, NAD or NADP as acceptor. The transcript is spliced from 5 exons. The record is from RefSeq and is a predicted model, not a curated record.
GUACUGGUUUAACACACAAACACUACAGUAAAUUUUGAUUUAUAUAUAUAUAUAAUUGACAGAAAAAGAAUAGUUGUGUUUGUGGAGAAAAUUAAGCAGUACAAAUGGAGGGAGUAGUAGUAAAUAAGGAGAAGAGUGAUGAGUGCAGGGUAUGCGUUACAGGAGGAUCAGGCUAUAUUGCCUCUUGGCUCGUCAAGAAACUUUUAGAGAGGGGUUACACAGUUCAUGCAACUCUAAGGAAUUUGGAUGACGAAUCGAAGGUAAGUGUUUUAAAGGGGUUUCCAGGGGCAGAGAGAAGAUUGUUUCUGUUCAAAGCUGACAUUUACAAACCAGAUGAGUUCGACAGUGCCAUUCAAGGCUGUGCUUUCGUCUUCCAUGUCGCCACUCUCUUUCUUCAACUCAAUGCUACGUACGAGAAGACGGUUUCAGCUGCGGUUGCAGGGACAAGAAGCAUAGCAAUGAGCUGUGCAAGAUCAGGAAGCGUGAGGAAACUCAUCUACACCGCCUCCGUAGUCUCCGCAUCUCCCAUCAUGGAAAACGGGACUGCUUUCAAGGACUUUAUCGAUGAAUCGUGUUGGACACCUAUGGAUCUUCCCGUUACACCUUACACUAAUGAUUUUCUAAAGGCGUAUCAAGAAUCAAAGACAUUAGCAGAGAAAGAAGUUCUGAGUUUCGAGAAGGAAAAUGCAGGGAAUAUUCCAAUGGAGGUUGUGACUCUUGCAUGUGGCCUUGUGGGUGGAGAAUCAGUCCAACGCUCCGCAGGAGAUACUUUAAAAGUAAUAGUUUCUCAGCUAACAAACAACCAAGAUUAUAACAAGUCGCUCAAGUACUUAGAAGAAUUGAUUGGUAAAAUACCAAUUGUGCACAUUGACGAUGUUUGUGAAGCUCACAUCUUUUGCAUGGAAAACCCUUCCAUCCAUGGAAGAGUCUUGUGUGCCAGCGACUUUGUCUCAUCUUCAGAAAUGGCCUCUUACUUUGCCCAAAAUUAUCCAGAGUUUGACGUGAAGCAGGAGUACUUGGAAGGGCCGAGCAGGAAAAUAAAGUGGGCUUCGCAUAAGCUUACUGACUUGGGUUUUGCAUACAAGUAUGAUUUAAAGAUGAUAUUGGAUGACACAGUAAGCUGUGCAAAGAGGUUUGGUUAUCUUCAAUCAUAAUAAAUCGUACUCUGCACGGAUAUAUAUAUGAUUUCAAGCAGGGACCGUAUUGGACUUUAGUGGGCUUUACGGAAAGUCUUAUUGGGCCCUUAUUGUAUUUUAAAAACGAAAAAAUUACACUCUAUACUCUUUUUAUAUUGUCCUCUUUUAUUUUUACUCUCUUUUUUAAAGUCUGUCAUUUUUAUCUCUUUUUUUAAACAUUGUACCAAUUUUAUCCCUGUUACUUCAAGAUACUCUCCAUGUGA